AUGGACUACAAGCUCCACAUUGGGACCGCGCCGGUGGUCCCGGUUUCGAUCCUCGACGCCCGUUUCCUCACUACGACCAAGGCGACGUGGAGUUACGCGGCCAAUGCAACCAACCAGUCGCUCGUGUACGCCAAGAAGCAGCUCUGUGACGCCAAGGGCGGUGUCGUGGCAACCCUCUCGCGCAAGGCUUUUCUCUGCGCCUACGACACGUACACGGUGGCAAGCCCGUACUUGCAAGUGCCCGGAACGAUCACGACCUCCGUCGACUACUGCCCGAGUCGCACGGCGUAUACUUGGGUCUUUGACAACCGCGGGUCCGAGCUCGAGUUGUCGGCCGCAGGCUUCUCGCUGCGCCCUGUGAUCACACUCUCAACGCCGACCCAAGAGACGCGCGUCGUCGCCACCGUCGGGGCCAACAACACGGUGACGAUCGAGGCUGGCGUCGAUGCGGCCGCCGUCCUCCUCCUCUGUCGCAUCUGGUCGUUCAACUUGAACAUGGGCUGGCUGCUUAUUGGUACCGAGAUGGUGCCCUUCGUACUCACGAUCGCCGCCUCGUGCACUUCGUUCAGCGCCAGUUCCUACGCGUAUUCCAACGACGGCGCCUCGACGUCGACGAGAGCCAGCCUGUGGCUUGCAGCAAGCAUUGCGUGGUUUGCCUGGACCUUUCUCAUGUUUGGCGCGAUGAAGUGCUUUGAUGCUUGGCUCUAGGCUGCAUAGCUAUCGAUUUCUAUAAUAAUGCAUGCCAGUACUCGUUAA
This is a messenger RNA of Saprolegnia diclina VS20, 756 nucleotides long. RefSeq lists its product as hypothetical. NCBI's taxonomy places the organism in Eukaryota, Oomycota, Saprolegniomycetes, Saprolegniales, Saprolegniaceae. The transcript has a single exon. Bases 1 to 708 code for a protein of 235 amino acids. The record is from RefSeq and is a predicted model, not a curated record.